Molecule: messenger RNA, 1992 nt
Organism: Lobosporangium transversale
Lineage: Eukaryota; Fungi; Mortierellomycota; Mortierellomycetes; Mortierellales; Mortierellaceae
Product: Alpha/Beta hydrolase protein
Exons: 7
Coding region: 186-1964 (592 amino acids)
Biological process (GO): lipid metabolic process
Source: RefSeq, a predicted model, not a curated record
ACUUUUUUUAAUUCUUUAACAUCCAAUCUUAUUCAUACAAGGGCAUUUGCUUCUUCACUUUCACUUUCACUUGCUCUUUAUUACAUUACACUACAUUCAUUCCAUCUUUUAUAUAUUUGUACAACAUACACCUUAUACACCAAUAUCUACUCGCUCGACAGCAAAAGACAUCCGAGGAAACAACAAUGGUUCAUAUCCCAAUUGUCUCCCGGCUCAGUCUGAGCGACUACUCGUCCAUCACCCUGACCUUUGUCAUCCUCGGCAUCGAGACAUGCUGUCGCAUGGUCGCCUUCCUCAUCCCCGGAUUCAUUCUUGAUGCCCUUAAAGCCUUUCUUGAGAAGUUAUUCCCAUGGAUUGUUACCAACUACAUAUCAUCAAAAGCACCCCCACUCGAAAGUGCAGCCAAUGUGCAAGAAAUGCUUCGGUUCUGGAACUACCCGGUCCAAGAGCAUCUUGUGCGGACACAGGAUAACUAUCUGUUGGGUAUCCACAGAAUUACACAUGGUCGUGAGCAAAUCUCCGCCAAAGGUGUUGUUCCAGAUCCUCCGGAGGACAUUGUAAAGUUUUUAAAGAAACAUGGUGUUCCCCUGGCUGCAGAAACAAAAGAGGCACACCUUGAAAGGAGCAAGAGGAGCAGACGGGAUCAAGAAGAGAAUCUGGAGGCUGAUCUUGAUACUCAUCCCAGAAGGAAAUCAAAGAAAAACGACUACAUCAAACCCGUCGUCCUACUCUACCACGGGUUCAUGAUGUGCUCCGAAGUCUGGCUCUGUAACUUGGAUGAAGAGAGAAACUUGGCCUUUGUCUUAGCAGAAGCAGGAUAUGACGUCUGGUUGGGCAAUGCCCGUGGCAACAAAUAUUCACUUAAACACAUGUUCCUCAAACCGCACGAAAACAAAUUUUGGGAGUUUGGCAUGGAUGAACUUGCAAUGUUUGAUAUGCCAGAUACGGUUGACUACAUCCUCGCCAGAACAGGAGCACCCUCAUUGGUUUACAUUGGAUUUUCACAAGGAACUGCUCAAGCAUUCGCUUCACUCUCUAUCAACCCCUCACUUAAUGACAAAAUUUCCCUAUUCAUUGCCCUUGCCCCUGCAACAACUCCACCUGGACUCGAUAAUGGACUCGUCAACUCGAUUGUCAAGGCCGCACCCAAUGUCAUCUAUCUGCUCUUUGGUCGAAAGACCCCUCUAACAGCAGCCCUAUUCUGGCAGAAUCUUUUGCAUCCAACAGCCUAUGCCGUUGUGAUUGAUUGGGCCGUCAAGUUCCUCUUUGGAUGGAAUUGUACUUCAAUGAGCCGUGUGCAAAAAGCAGUUUCGUAUCAACAUCUCUACAGUUUCACCAGUGUUAGGAUCCUUGUGCACUGGUUCCAAAUCAUUAGAACUCAAGUUUUUCAAAUGUACGAUGAUGUGUUACCCAGGGUUCCUUAUCUUUCUUCAACUCGGAGUCAUUGCCCCCAUCCCUUCCCAACAAAUCAAAUCACCACACCUAUCGCCAUUUUCUACGGAGGAAGUGACACCCUUGUCGACGUGAAAGCUCUCCUGUCUGAUCUUCCCGAAUUGGUGGGCAUCUGGGAAGUCCCUAACUACGAGCAUCUGGACUUCCUUUGGGCGGAUGGCUUGGAGAAAUAUGUUUAUCCCAAAAUUCUACAGCUUCUUGAAUCACAUUCAUUCAAUGGACACAUUUCUAGCGAAGAGGCCAAAAGACAGAGCAUUGAGCGAAUGUCCUCUAACGGACUGAAUACCUAUAGACGAGAGAUCCGUAAACUCGCUUACGAGCUUGAAGGCCUUGACUCUGAUAUCGAGCAGGAAAAUGAAGUUUACACUGAUUCAACCGUGGACACCCCAAAGGAAGAAGAAGAGCAAUCGUUGGUAUCAGAUGAAUCAAAUGAUUCGACAAAGAAACAACAACAACAACGCCGUCAGCCUGUAGAUGUCCAGGAUCAACAACAGCAACAAUAUGGACACUAAUGAGCAUAGAUAGAUCAAGAGAAAAAAA